Pneumocystis jirovecii RU7 is the source of this 1731-nucleotide messenger RNA. RefSeq lists its product as uncharacterized. Bases 1 to 1731 code for a protein of 576 amino acids. NCBI's taxonomy places the organism in Eukaryota, Fungi, Ascomycota, Pneumocystomycetes, Pneumocystales, Pneumocystaceae. The transcript has a single exon. The record is from RefSeq and is a predicted model, not a curated record.
AUGAUUUUUUAUUGGAAUACUAAAACAUAUAACAAAGAUAGUACUAAAGAAAAUCAAACUUAUCAACCAAACAAUAAUCAAACUCAUUCCACGUUAUCAAAUGAAAUACCAAAAACACCAUCAGCAACAACUUGGGUUUUUCAAGCUUUUAAAAACCAUUUUUUUCAUAUAAAAUAUCCAGAAAAAAUAUCAUAUUUUAAAAAUAAUGUCAACUCUUUUCUUUAUAAAAAUCAAUUUAAUUCCACUAUAAAAACUAAUUCCAAUACACCUAACCCGAAAAUUAACAUACUAAAGAUAACCGAGGAUGAGAAAAAUGAUCUAAUGAAGAUUGAAAAAGAUAUCAAUAAGGAAUUUAAAAAAAAUGUUCAAAUUUCUGUCUCUAAAACUGUCACUCAAAAUCAACAAAAUAGUAUACUUAAAACUCCAAAAUCAAACAGUAUACGUAAAACAGUUUCUUUUUAUGAAAAUUCAAAUCAUAUCAACGAUCUUUAUUGUUCAGGAAAAGAAACAAAUCUUUCUAAAAAAUUCCCUGGAAAUUUUCCUAGUCCAUAUAUACCCAAAUUACAAAGCUUUAAAACAGAUCAGACAUAUUUAAAUAUCAAAAGUUCUAAUGAUUCUGAAACUGUUGUAUUAAAUUCCAAAAAGUUAACAAAUAUAAUUUGUCAACAAAUUGAUUCACUUAGUCAGAAUAAUCAAAAACUCAAAUUCCUAGUUUCAGAAAUUUGCGAGGAACAAGAAACUACUCAUAAUUCUCUAAAAAGUAAUUCAUCAGAAUUUGAUAUUACAAUUGAUCUAAAGAAUUCUAUGUCUUUUAAAUACUGGAAGACCAAAUUUGAAACAUUAAAUGUUAUUAAAAGAGAUCUUGAAAAUGAAGUCCAAUUUUGGAAAUCUAGAUGUUCUUAUUUAGAAAAACAGUUAUAUAAACUAUCUAAAAUAAGUUCAACAUUUUCUAAAAAAAAUACUAAGAAUAAUUUAUUUAUAGAAGAACCUGAAAAAAAUAAAAAAUUAAUAAACGACUCUUUAGAAGGCGAUUUGUUAAAUAUUAAAGAAAAUUUAGUUAACAUACAAAAAAAUAAAUCACAAUUAAUAAAAAAAUCAUAUACUCAUCCAAUAUUUUUAAAUCCAAAUGAAAUUACUCAAUUAGAAGAAUCAGAAAAAAAAAAAGUAUCUGAUUUUAAAUCAUUAAACAAUCAACAUUAUUUAUCUAAAAAUGAAAUUUCUAAAAACUUAAACAUUGAUAUAGAUAUAAAUCAGUAUGAAUUAGAAAAAAAAGGUAGACAAUCACCAAAUAUAUAUAGUAUUUAUUUAUAUCAUCAAGGAAAAUACAAAAAUUCAAACACUAUUUUUAUACUUAAUGAUAUGUCUCAUAUAAAAAUAAAAAACAAAAACAUCAAUCAAAAUUCUUUAAAACCGUAUUCUGGAAGUAAAAUAAGUUAUGAAAUAGCUAAUUUAAAUAAUUUUGCAAAAGAUACUCCAAAUAAAGAAUAUAAUUCAAAAUUAAUUAUAGAUGAUAUGUCUCGAUCUCUUAGCAACUUUCGACAACUUAAAGAGAUAACUAAUGAAACAAAAAAAGGAUCUCAAUCCACAACAAAGUCAUUUCCUAACUUAUUUGAAUCAAUAACUAGAAAAGAAGCAGCAGCAAAACGAUUAGAAGAACGUCGAAAACAUAGAAGUGAAUUGUAUAAAGCCAAACAAAACAAAAUAGGGAAAGAAAACGUUAUUUCAUUAUAG